AUACAACAGAUCUGGAGGAGUGUUUGUUUCUGUUGGAUCCUUGUUUCUUCAUAAAUAUCUAAAAUAUUUUCACCUUUGAUUUGAUGCUCCAAAUGUCAGAAGAGGAAACUGGUUAAAAAAACACCCCAAAAAGAAUUCAGAAUGACAACGGAUCAGUCUAAUUGCUGCCACUGCAUGGACACCCUCUGCGGAAAGCAGUAUGCCAUGAAGGAAGAGAAGGCCUACUGCGUCAGGUGCUAUGACGGCCUCUUUGCCGCUUUCUGUGAGUACUGCAAGAAGCCCAUUGGAUGUGACUCCCAGGACCUUGCUUAUAAAGGCCACCACUGGCAUGAAGUGUGCUUCAAGUGUGCCAAGUGUCAUCACUCUUUGGUCGAGAAGCCUUUCGCUGCCAAAGAUGAACUCCUGCUGUGUACAGAGUGUUAUUCUAAUGAGUAUUCUUCAAAGUGCUUCCACUGCAAGAGGACCAUUAUGCCGGGUUCUCGUAAAAUGGAAUUUAAAGGAAACUGUUGGCAUGAAGCUUGUUUUGUUUGCCAACACUGUCAACAACCAUUGGGAACAAAGCCACUGAUUACCAAGGAUGAUGACAACUAUUGUGUGCCUUGUUUUGAGAAGCAGUUUGCUCAGUGUUGUCACUCCUGCAAAAAGGUGAUCACCUCUGGUGGAGUGACUUAUCGUGACCAGCCAUGGCACAAAGAAUGCUUUCUGUGCACUGGCUGUGAGAAGCAGCUUGCAGGGCAACGGUUUAUUUCCAAAGAUGAGCAUCCGUACUGCCUUGAGUGCUUCAGCAGAUGUCAUGCAAAGAAGUGUGUGGCUUGCAGCAAGCCCAUCACAGCUUUCGGUGGAGCCAAGUUUAUCUCAUUCGAGGAUCGCCAGUGGCACAGCGAGUGCUUUAACUGUGGCAAAUGUGGCAGCUCCCUGGUGGGAAAAGGCUUCCUUACGCAGCAAGACAAGAUUCUCUGCUCCAAAUGUGGAAGUGCCGUAUAGCUCGAGAGAUCCAGAAAUAAAAUUCCUGUGACUUGCCCUGCAGUUGAACCUCAUAUGCAAUUGCCUGGUGGUCAGAAAUCCACCUAACAGGCAUAAUGGAUGUUUAGUCAUGAAUUCUCUCUGCAGCUGCAUUCAUUCUUUAUAUCCUGCAUAGCCACUUUAAAAAUAGAACUCUUGCUGGGCAAACAGUUCCAACGAUCUAUUAUCUUGAAAGUGUUUGGUGUGUGGGUGUGUUUUCCCUUGUAGAGAGUGCACUCUACUGCUGGAAGGCCGAAAGUGUACAAUAGCAUGUUAACGACUAGUAUAGAGAGUUUAUAUGAUAGCUCUGUUAUAAAAACACAAAACAGCACUUCUCUGAAAGCAGUCUUGAUCACUGUAUGGCACCAGCUGUGUCCUUUUCAUAUCUGAAAAGAGAAAUUGGAGAGGUCUGGAAAAAAAAAGAGUAACACAGUUGUGCAUUAUGGUCUUGGAGAAAAAAAAAUGGGGACAAUUAUAUUCUGCUAACCCUUGAAGAUAAUUUUCUUCAUCGCUUCCCAGGACAAAACCCACCAGAAAAUGUCAAACUAGAGGUGAUCUGGAAGUUCUACGAAUUUAGUUCCUGAUCCCAUGUUGGUUUGGAUUUGGGUUUGAUUCCUUUUCCUUUUCCCAAGAAUCAGCUCAUGGUUUGGAUCAGGAAUACAGGUUGGACAUAACACUUUGCCCCCAUACUGGUUCCGCAUGCACAUCACACACGCACACCAUUAGCCACAAAGCCAUAUUUUGACUGCAUUUAUUGCUCUAUUGCUACCAGCAGCUUUGGGGAGAAUGGCAAUUUGUACCUGGAAAUUUGUGUGUGGGCAAGGAAUUAAAUUGAAGGUCCCACCCUUCCUUUCUAAGGCAACCUCCCUAGCCUGCCACUGCUUUUGCUGAAGAAGGAAGCAUCAGGAGCUUUAAUCAGGGUACUUUGAUAAGUGAACCUUGCCUUAUGCUGCGCUCUUGUUUUUUUUUCAUACAAUUCCCAUUAUCUCUCAUUACUGUCUCUGUUAAGAACAAAUAUAGGUCAAAACAUUAGGGCAGCCAGACAUUGCCACCCCUGCUAUAUCCCACGAAUGUAAUGAGAUUUUCUUCUGCGUAGACAUGUGUGGGAUUGUACUGCUGCAGAAGAGACUCCACUUGAAUAAAAACAUCUGUGCCUAGAGAGAGGACAAUACUGUCUUCCAAAGUCUGGAAGCAGCUAUUAAGAAGGCCUUCUGUCAUGCUCCCAUCAAGCAUGCCUCCGAUGGCAGUGAGAUAGAGACUAAACUAUCUGAUUGUCCUUCAAAGUGCUGAUUCCAGUCAUCUUUCUAAAUAUCUAUUGCAGAUGUCUAAUUAUGUUUCUUGCUUGCUUUUCUUUUGCUCAAAGCAUGAGAAAGGACUACAGUUAGUGGCAUGUGCUGCCAUGCAAAAGUUUGUACUCUAUGUUUAUUGGCAGGUUUAUUUUUCCCACCUGCUUGAAGUAUAAUUUGUGAAGCAUAAUCUAUAUUCCAUCAGUAAUGGUACCUGUAAGCCGUACCAUCUCUGCAUUUCCCUGCUUUCCUUCUCCAGCUGCCUGUGUUGCUCUUCUCAUGCAAUUUCUUCCCACUUAGCAAGGCUUCAGCUAUCAAAAAUAGAACUAGGUUGCAAGGCCUAAAAAUAAAAAUCACGGAUGGAGGCACAUGUGUGCAGUGAUUUAUCAGAACUGAAUGCACUGGUAAAUGCCUGAUGGUUUGCAAUACAUGAUCUUAAAAUAAAAAAUUUACACUUAACUCAAAGUAACUGUUUUCUAACACUUUUCUUUAACAGGACUUGUAAAAGAUUUCUGAAAGGAAAACCAAUGCAAUUGUGUAUUUUUCAAAAUUUUAAGGAGAUUCAG
Molecule: messenger RNA, 2854 nt
Organism: Varanus komodoensis (Komodo dragon)
Lineage: Eukaryota; Metazoa; Chordata; Lepidosauria; Squamata; Varanidae
Gene: FHL5
Product: four and a half LIM domains 5
Exons: 6
Coding region: 142-984 (280 amino acids)
Biological process (GO): positive regulation of transcription by RNA polymerase II
Cellular component (GO): nucleus; Z disc
Molecular function (GO): transcription coactivator activity
Source: RefSeq, a predicted model, not a curated record